This is a messenger RNA of Trichomycterus rosablanca, 4627 nucleotides long. It is a transcript of the gene ptprub, whose product is annotated as protein tyrosine phosphatase receptor type Ub. Gene Ontology annotation, biological process: protein dephosphorylation. The transcript is spliced from 30 exons. Lineage: Eukaryota; Metazoa; Chordata; Actinopteri; Siluriformes; Trichomycteridae. Gene Ontology annotation, molecular function: protein tyrosine phosphatase activity; protein binding. Gene Ontology annotation, cellular component: membrane. Bases 124 to 4473 code for a protein of 1449 amino acids. The record is from RefSeq and is a predicted model, not a curated record.
GCUGUUCUCUCUCUCUGAUACUGUCGGAUCGAUGGGCCGGAGUCCGCAACUUUCACAUCUGCACCGCUGGAUCCUCUCGUUUGAUUUGCUCCUGUUUCCCGAACUGGACUAAAAGAAGAGAAAAUGAAAAUGAAGGCGUUUGUGAUUAUUCUGAUUCUGGCUGCCCAGGUUUACACCGACAGCGUGGAGGGACCCACAGCAGCCGGCUGUACUUUCGAUGAGGACUCAGACCCCAACUUGUGCGAGUUCAGCCAGGGAGAGGAGGACGAUUUUGAUUGGCAGCUGUUCCGCACCAGCUCCUUAUCUCACGUCACCCCAGAUCUUCCGCAUGGCUCUUACAUGAUAGUGAACUCAUCCCAGCAUGCCGCAGGACAAAGAGCUCAGCUGCUGCUGCAGACGCUCAGCGAGAAUGACACGCACUGCGUUCAGUUCAGCUACUUCCUGUACAGUCGGGACGGACACAGCCCCGGAGCGCUUAAGACGUACGUGCGGGUAAACGGCGGCCCACUUGGCAUGGCUGUGUGGAACGUCUCGGGUUCGCAAGGGCACCAGUGGUACCAAGUGGAGCUGGCAGUCAGCACCUUCUGGCCCAAUGAGUAUCAGAUAUUGCUGGAGGCGACUGUGGACCGCUGGGGUUACAUUGCUGUGGAUGACAUCCUGCUGCUGAACUAUCCCUGCUAUAAAGCUCCUCAUUUCUCUCGCCUGGGGGAUGUCGAGGUCAAUGCUGGGCAGAAUGCCACCCUGCAGUGUGUGGCAUCAGGUCGGGCGUCGGAGGCAGAAAAGUUUUUAUUGGAGCGGCACAAUGGAGAGGUGUCAUCAGGUGGCUCGGUCAAGCACCUCGGCCGCAAUCGCUUCGCUGUGUCCUUCCAGCUGGAGGACGUCCAGAAGCCAGAGCAGGACCUGUACCGCUGUGUCACCCAGUCACCCAAAGGCUCCGGUGUCUCUAACUUUGCUGAACUCGUUGUGAAAGUGCCCCCCUCUCCGAUUGCACCACCGCAGCUUCUCAGGGCAGGCUCUACCUACCUGAUCAUCCAGCUCAACACCAACUCCAUCCUGGGUGACGGUCCCAUUAUCCGACGAGAGAUAGAAUACAGAGCCAGUCAUGCACCCUACUCAGAGAUCAAUGGAGUCAACAUGCUUACCUACAAGCUCUGGCACCUGGAUCCAGACACCGAGUAUCACAUCAGUGUACUGCUCACCCGGCCUGGAGAGGGUGGCACCGGUCCCCCUGGACCACCUCUCAUCAGCAGGACUAAAUGUGCUGAGCCCAUGCGAGCCCUGCGUGGAUUAAGGGCUUCAGAGAUCCAGGCCCGGCAGUUGACAUUGCAGUGGGAACCUCUUGCCUUUAACCUGACGCGCUGCUACACAUACUCAGUUUCGCUGUGCUACCGCUACGCCAUAGCAGGAGGCGCGGGAGCCGGCGGGCACAACACCACCAUCAGAGAAUGCCUGGCAGUCGAGCGCAACAUGUCCCGAUUCACCCUGCGAGACCUGCCGCCCUACCACACAAUCCAUGUGCGCCUGGCUCUCGCCAACACCGAAGGCAAGAAGGAGGGGAAGGAGGUCACUUUCCAGACGGAGGAGGACAUCCCUGGAGGAAUUGCCCCAGAGUCGCUGACUUUCACCCCUCUGGAUGACAUGGUCUUCCUCAAGUGGGAGGAGCCUGUGGAACCCAACGGUAUCAUCACACAAUAUGAGAUUAGCUACCAGAGCAUUGAGUCGUCUGAUCCUGGCAUUAACGUGCCAGGCCCACGACGCACCGUCUCCAAACUGAGGAAUGAAACGUACCACAUGUUUUCCAACUUGCACCCUGGCACCACGUACCUCAUCUCUGUACGAGCUCGGACUGCCAAAGGAUUCGGCCAGACAGCACUGACCGAGAUCACCACCAACAUCUCAGCACCCACUUUUGACUACGGGGACAUGCCAUCUCCACUGAGUGAGACAGAAAGCACUAUUACUGUGCUGCUUCGACCUGCCCAGGGACGAGGUGCUCCUGUCAGCACGUACCAAGUCGUGGUGGAGGAAGAGAGUGUGAGGAGGGUGAAGAGAGAGUUAGGGGUGCAGGAGUGUUUUCCUAUUCCCACCUCUCAUGGUGAGGCACAGGCCAAGGGUGCUCCUCAUUACUACACAGCCGAACUGCCCCCCAGCAGCCUUCCUGAGGCAACACCAUUCACUGUUGGGGACAACCACACCUACAAUGGUUACUGGAACAGCCCGCUCGACCCCAGAAAAAACUACCUUAUCUACUUCCAGGCCAUGAGCAACUUUCGAGGGGAAACAAGAAUAAACUGCAUUCGCAUUGCCCGUAAAGCGGCCUGUAAGGACCACCGGAGAGCUUUGGAGGUGACCCAGCACUCGGAGGACAUGGGCCUGAUUCUGGGAGUGUGUGCAGGAGGACUGGUGGUUCUAAUUCUCUUGCUGGGGGCCAUCAUCAUUAUUAUUAAGAAAGGAAGGAACCACUACUCUUACUCUUACUAUCCUAGGAAACCAGUGAACAUGAAUAAGACUCCCAUUACAUACAGGCAGGAGAAGAAUCAUAUGAUGGGUUCGAUGGAGCGCAGCUUUGCUGACCAGAGCACCCUGCAGGAGGACGAGAGAAUGGCUCUGUCCUUUAUGGAUGCUCACACCUGCAGCAGCCGCAGUGAUCCACGUAGCUCUAUGAAUGAGUCGAGCAGUCUGCUCGGUGGCUCUCCUCGAAGGCUAUGCAGCAGUAAAGGUUCUCCAUACCACACCGGACAACUUCACCCUGCCGUCCGGGUAGCAGAUCUGCUACAGCACAUCAACCAGAUGAAGACCGCUGAGGGCUACGGCUUCAAACAAGAGUACGAGAGUUUCUUUGAAGGCUGGGACGUCACAAAGAAGAAGGAUAAAACAAAGGGAAGACACGAUACACUAAUGGGUUACGAUCGGCACAGAGUAAAAUUGCACCCACUUCUCGGAGACCCAAACUCGGACUACAUCAACGCCAAUUACAUUGAUGGCUACCAUCGGUCCAACCACUUCAUUGCCACUCAGGGACCCAAGCAGGAAAUGGUUUAUGAUUUCUGGAGAAUGGUGUGGCAGGAGAACUGUUACAGCAUCGUUAUGAUCACCAAGCUUGUGGAGGUGGGCAGGGUGAAGUGCUACAAGUACUGGCCGGAUGAGACCGAGAUGUAUGGAGACAUCAAGAUCAGCCUGCUGAAGACAGAAACCCUGGCCGAGUAUACAGUACGCACCUUCUCCUUAGAGAGGAGGGGCUACUCAGCAAAGCACGAGGUUCAACAGUUCCACUUUACAACAUGGCCGGAGCAUGGCGUGCCUUACCACGCAACGGGACUGCUGGCCUUCAUCCGCCGGGUCAAGUCCUCUACACCAGCCGACGCCGGCCCUGUGGUCGUCCAUUGCAGUAUGGGGGCUGGCAGGACGGGCUGCUACAUUGUACUGGACGUCAUGUUGGACAUGGCUGAGUGUGAGGGAGUGGUGGACAUCUACAACUGUGUAAAAACUCUCUGUUCCCGCCGGAUCAACAUGAUACAGACUGAGGAGCAGUACAUAUUCAUUCAUGAUGCGAUCCUGGAAGCAUGUCUAUGUGGAGAAACGGCUAUACCAGUAAAUGAGUUUGCUCUUGCAUAUAAAGAGAUGUUAAGGGUUGACUCACAGAGCAACUCAUCACACCUUCGAGAAGAGUUCCAGACAUUGAACUCUGUAACACCCCAUCUGGACGUAGAGGAGUGUAGCAUCGCACUUUUGCCACGGAACCGUGAGAAGAACCGCAGUAUGGACGUUCUGCCACCAGACCGUGCUCUGGCAUUCCUGAUCACCACUGAAGGAGAGAGCAACAACUACAUUAAUGCUGCUCUUACUGAUAGCUUUUACCGCCCAGCAGCCUUUAUAGUGACCCCCCACCCUCUGUCUGGCACCACCACUGAUUUCUGGAGGCUGGUGUUCGACUACGGCUGCACCUCUAUUGUCAUGCUUAACCAGCUGAACCAGUCCAACUCAGCUUGGCCAUGUGUGCAGUACUGGCCUGAACCUGGUUUACAGCAGUAUGGCCCCAUGCAGGUGGAAUUCCUCUCGAUGUCUGCUGAUGAAGAUAUUAUCACACGUCUGUUCCGUGUCCAGAAUGUCUCAAGGCUCCAGGAGGGUCAUCUGGUGGUGUGCCAGUUCCAGUUUUUGCGCUGGUCAGCAUAUCGUGACGUGCCUGACUCUAAGAAGGCCUUCCUCAGCCUGCUGGCACAUGUACAGAAGUGGCAAAGGGAAUGUGGUGAAGGACGCACCGUGGUCCACUGCCUGAAUGGUGGUGGGCGUAGUGGCACAUUUUGUGCAAGUACUAUUUUAAUGGAGAUGACUGAGCACCAGAACAUGGUGGAUGUCUUCUAUGCCACCAAAACCCUGCGCAAUGCCAAGCCCAACAUGGUGGAAUCACUGGAGCAGUACCGAUUUUGCUACGACCUGAUGCUGGAGUAUUUGGAGUGUACGGAGCUCAGAUAGCAACAUUGACUCCACUCUCCUCCCUAUACAGAUGGAAAUGGAUGCAGAUUCACUUUAUUUCUCUUUCCAUCUUCCUCUCCUUUUUUGUCAGCUCACUCACAUCAAAAGUCUUUUCCAGUGAGGGAAAGAACAGAAAAUAAACAUGUGAGCAGAA